Messenger RNA from Labrus bergylta (ballan wrasse), 1604 nucleotides. The record is from RefSeq and is a predicted model, not a curated record. Lineage: Eukaryota; Metazoa; Chordata; Actinopteri; Labriformes; Labridae.
AUGCCGAAGAAGAAAGUCGCCAAAGUAAAGAGGGUCAAGGCCGGGAAAGGGAAAAAAGAAGCAAAACAGGAGUCAAAAGCGGAUAAAGAGUCAGAUGUGGAGAAGGCCAGGGCGAACGCUGCCCUCUGGGAGCUGAGGCUGCAGGUCACCGACCAGUCGCUCGUGCAGUACCGCGAGGCUUGCCGCAAGUUGGCAUGCGCAAAUGAAGAGCUCACCAACCAAAUGUUCCGCGCGGAGAAGGACACAAUCGACAUGACUGGCUUUCUUAAGAGACAAGAUGCAGCCAAAGAGGAGAGGAUUCAUGUGCUGCAGAAGAGCCUCAAAAGCCAAAAGUUACUCGCCCGUGAAGAGCAAAACAAACUGGCGGACGAUUACACACUUCAAAUCAAUGCCAUGAAGGAUCUGUUCAAAAAGAAGUCCAGCGAUUUUGACAUGAUCCAGGAUGGGAUGAGGAAAAUUAAGGAGUUUAAGAAGACAAAAUUCCAUAUGGAGCAGGAGCUCAGUGAUGUCAGAGAAUGCAUGGAUGCAGCUGAAAAGGAGCACAGGGAAAACUUGAACGGAAUGGAGUGCAAAUUCUUAAAAGAAAAGGCUCAGCUGGAGAGUGAAGCUGAGAAAAGGAUAGCUGCGGUAGUGAAGGAGGCCCACAAUCAAGCCAUUGCGCAGUUGGACGACUCCUUGCGGUCUGUGUUCAGGGAGAACAUCCGUCUGAAUGAAUCGCUGAAGUAUCACAUAAAGGAGGCAGAUGAGCUUCAGAAAGUGACAAGUUCAUUGGCAAAGGAAAAUGCAUCCCUGGAACUGGACAAGCCUCUCAGUGGUCAGUGGUUGUGGUGAAACACAUUUGAGUUGAUUGUAAAGAAGAAUGCUGCUCAGAUGGAGGCCCAGAAAGAAGAGCUAUCUCACCUUAAGGCCAAGGUGGUGUCAUUGGAGAAGGCCCUCGAGGUAAAAGUGGGGGAAUCACAGCGAGAGAUUGAGAAGGAGAAAGAGAAGACCCUAGUAAUGACCCAGGCCAGCCAGGUAGAUUUGGUGAAGCUGCAAAAAGUGCUGAACAUGCGAGAAGGGGAAUUGCAGCACAUCAAGAAGCUAGCAGGCACCAUUGUGGAACAGCGUACAGAGCUGGAGCAGUUCUUCCACGAGGCCUUGGCCCAAGUGAAGCAGGAGAUAAUGGCCAGCAGGCUGCAGUACAAAAAGGAGGCGCUGCAGGCUUAUCACCGGAGGCUGAGAGAAGCUACAGCCGGAAAGCUUCGGUUCCCACCCAUCCGCACCUUUCAUAAAAUCCCCCACAGUACCAACUCUGUGCAUUCAGACAUGGAGGCAGCUUCACAGUGGACUCAUCAGCCAGGCAGCAAGGUUGAAAUCUCAGAUCUCACCUGGGAGCAGAAGGAACACAUUCUCAGACUUCUCUUUGCUAAGAUGAAUGGACAGACUGUAAGGAAAGUUAACCAACAUCUGGCUUUGUCUGCCUCCUCUGAGAAGAGCCUCAUCGACAGCCAUGCUGCCAGAAUUAAAGAGGAGCCAUCUCGAGCGACCUUCAUCACAGACGCGCCUGAACCCGCUCUCCCCCCAAACCCAAACAGCCUACCGGAUAUACGCACCACAUGACCUCU